AUGGCCAGUUCCAAUGGGGACUCAGGAGCCUGCAAGCUCCCUCGUUACGGGGGCGAAGUUGCAGUGGAACCCAAGUCGGCAACUGCUAAGGAACAGGUCGAAAAUUCUUCUUCGAUGAUCCGUUGUUUUUCUUACAUGAGGAGUUUUUACACUCGCAGCCUGUCAUUGGGAUAUCUUUUUGAUCUUCUGAUAAACGGGCUCGGAGAGUCUGACUCGUUUUUGGUAGCCACCUUAGGCAUGAUCAUCUUCAACGUCCUCGACUUCCGGCUGCCACUGGAUGAGGAGCGGAAGCUGAGUCGCCCCCUGGAGCAGCUGAUCGAGCGGAUGACGUCCUCCUACCCCAGAGGGGAGGAAGAUGGUGGAGAGGAGGAGGACGCCGCCUCCCAGAAUGCGGAUGAGGGCAUCGAACAAGAUUCUGGGGAGGAUGAUGAGCGGAUCAUCAUGGAUUUGGAAGAAGAUGGCAAACUGCGGAAGGGGUUCUCUCUCCACCACGUUAUGGAAGUUUGCGCAAGAAAUUUAGUAUGUCCCGAGCAAGCAGAUUCUCAUUACAAAGCCGUCUGUCGAGCUCUCGUGGCCGAAGUUCUGGAGCUUACCACAUUUCUUGAAAAUAUCACAAAUAGAACACAGAUUCUACCAUCAUCUGAUGAUGAGACAGAACACAAAACUCUCGCAAAACUUGGCAUUCAGGAUUGGGCAAGAUUAUGGAUGCAAGUCAUUCACCAAUUAAGGCAGGGUGUUAAGCUCAAAAAAGUGGACCCUACGCACUUUCACCACCCCUUUGAGUUUGAACUUACUCCCUAUGAGAUGCUCCUGGAUGACAUAAGAUCACGGCGGUAUAAACUUCGUCAAGUCAUGGUAAAUGGUGACAUUCCUCCUCGGGUCAAGAAAGACGCACACGCUCUCAUCUUAGAAUUCAUUCGUUCCAGACCUCCUCUAGUUCCAGUAUCCAAGAGGAAAUUACCACCUACUCCACCUAGAACACUUACAUUGUAUGAAAAGUUGAUGGCAUCCAUCAAACAGCAGCACAAAUUGAAACCAACUGUUCAACAGAAUGGAGAGGGGAACAACAAAAGAAAAAUUGAAACAUCAAGAACAAAGCUGGAAGAUUCUGAUGACACUCCUCAACCUCAAAGAAGGCUUAUCAAGCCAGAUAUUAGUUUCGGAUUUUCCUCCAGUUUUGAGGAUUUAGAUGACAUACCUCAGACUCCAAUUGAUGAAUCACUUAGUUCCUUUCCUCUUCAAAACGGCAAAAGUUCUAACACAAAACUUGUCAGGAGUAGUAGUCAUACAGAGUCAUUAGGUUCUGAGAGAAGGCAUAGCAUCAGUGUGUGUGAGUCUCCUCCUAAAUCAGGUGACCAAACGCCACUAGAUGAUAUGGUGCCUGGAGGAAGAAGGCUGCCCUUCCAUGAAUCUUCUAGUCAAUCAAGGUCCGACUAUUGGAAAUCUUCUCAAUGGCAGUCCUUGGAGUGCCUAUCCCUAACAUUAGAAGAAGUGGUGCAUAUAAGGAAUGUUCUCACAAAGGCAGAGCUUGAGUCCGUCAUUGUAGACCAAGCCUUAUACGAGGAUCUCCGAAAAGGAAAGGUGUGCUUCACAUGCAAACAAGUGAGAUUUUUCUUUUUUGGACCUUGGGGUGUCAAAUGCAAACUGUGCGAAAGAACAGUAUGUGAUAAAUGCAGCAGCAAG
Messenger RNA from Uloborus diversus, 1683 nucleotides. RefSeq names its product protein spire-like. Gene Ontology annotation, biological process: actin filament polymerization; actin nucleation; cleavage furrow formation. The record is from RefSeq and is a predicted model, not a curated record. The annotation marks the transcript as partial. The transcript has 13 exons. Gene Ontology annotation, molecular function: actin binding. Lineage: Eukaryota; Metazoa; Arthropoda; Arachnida; Araneae; Uloboridae. Gene Ontology annotation, cellular component: cell cortex; cytoplasmic vesicle membrane.